ACGUCAUGUAUACAAACCAUCACCGACCAUCUUAUACACAGCGCUGAAAGCAUUUAGUUAUGCAAAAAUUAUUAAUAUAGUUAAAAUAUCGAUACUUUUUAGAAAAUAUCGAUAACAAAUUUGAAGCUUCUGAGUUACGAUAUAUCGAUACUCCAACAUCGAUGUGCACAUGCCUAGUUCCCUUACAGGAAAUGAACCGGAGCGGCUGAUGUGAGAACUUAUUCAAUCAAAUUGAGUUAUGUUAAUAUUUAUUCAACAGACGAGAGCGCUUAUCAGAGACAGUUUCGGUUUCUGUGUGUGAGAGAGAGAGAGAGAGAGAGAGAGAGAGAGCGAGAGAGCGCGCGCAAUAAACUUUUUCAUUUAGACUCAUUAAACUAGGGUGGAGAUUUGCGGUGCCUGCGUUACUCACAACACCAUAUUUGCCUGCAUAUAGCUCAAUAUCUCUGAAGGACACUUUCUGUGGUAUUUAUUCUCCUUUGUAAAGAUGGAUGAGUUUGACAUUAUUGAUGCUGCUGAAAUUGAAGAAAUUAAAAGGUCAUUAGCCAAUGAAGAUCUGCCGUCAGCUGUUGACAAGAUUAAGGAUUACUUUGAACAACAAGACCGCGUGGAACUGAACAUUGCUGUAACGGGAGAGUCUGGAUCUGGAAAGUCCACAUUUAUCAAUGCCUUCAGGGGUUUAGGGGAUGAAGAUGAAGGCUCUGCAGAAACUGGUGUUGUAGAGACCACUACAGAGCCUACUGCUUACCCUCAUCCCAAAUUCCUGAAUGUCAAAUUAUGGGAUCUCCCUGGCAUUGGAACCCCAAGAUUCAAAGCUGAUGAAUAUCUCAAACAAGUUCAAUUUGAACGUUAUGAUUUUUUCAUCAUCAUAGCAUCAGAUCGUUUCAGAGAAUGCCACGCCAAUCUGGGAAAAGAGAUAUUAAAUAUGAACAAGAAGUUUUAUUUUGUUCGCUCAAAGAUUGACAGCAACAUUGAGGCUGAAAAAAGGAAGAAGACAUUUAAUGAAGAAGAGACACUGAAGAAAAUCAGAGAGAACUGCAUUAAAGGGCUUGGAGAGAUUGGUCUAAAAUCUCCCACUGUCUUCCUGAUCUCUUGUUUUGAACUCAGUCUUUAUGAUUUCAACCAUUUUGAGGAGACCAUGGAGAGGGAACUUCCCCAGCACAAGAGAGAUGUACUGAUCCUGGCCCUUCCAAACAUCACUCUGGAGAUCAAUGAGAGGAAAAAGAAGGCACUGCAGAGGAACAUAUGGAAGUUGGCUCUGCUCUCUGCCUCAGUUGCCGCUGUGCCGAUACCUGUUUUAAAUGCAGCUGCAUCAAUCAGUGCAGAUGUGGCCAUCUUGGUGGUAGAGCUUAAGAAAUAUUACAAUGCAUUCAGUUUGGACCCAGCUUCCUUACAGAGGCUUUCUGAGAGAUCAGGGAAGUCAGUAAAUCAGCUAAAAGCUGUGAUGAAGUCUCCUCUCAAUCAGGAAAUAACCAAAGAUCUGGUUAUUAGAUUGCUGACAAGUUCAGGUCUUUUUGUUGCAGAAUCAGCAGCAGAAUACUUUCUGGGCUUUAUUCCUGUUGUGGGAUCUCUCAUGUCUGGAUCAGUGUCUUUUGCUACUAUUUACAUCAUACUUCAGCGUUGUCUUAAUGAGCUCGCUGAAGAUGCCCACAAUGUGCUCAUGGAAGCUUUGCAAACAGAAGUCUAACAAUUAAAGCAGUGUGAUGUUCAACUUACAUCAUAAAAUCUUUUUACAAAAAAUACCAUCAUAAAUUGAAUUUAACUUUUUAUUUCUUUUUGUUUCAUUUUUCAUGAUCAGAUGGAAUCCAGUCCUCAAUAAGUAACAGCUAAGGGUAAAACAGGCAAUGAUUAGGGUUUUUUCCAACAGAACAAUGGCUUAACUUUAAUUGGUUAAUUGCCUUAAAACCUGCAUGAUUAUUGUCAUGUUGCAUGUGUAUAUGAAGGAUUUUUCAAUGGCUUUGAAUGUGACAGAACCAAUCAGAUUUUACAACCAUAACUAAAUGUGUAAUUUGUCAUUUAACAUUAUUACAUUAUAUUUAAUGAGAGGCAAUAUAUAUAUAUAUUAUGACUACUUCCUGAUUUUAUUUUUAGGUCUAUCAUUUUGUUUACUAUUAAUGUCAUUUUUUAAUGUCAGAUUUUAUCUUCUUGAUUAAUGAACUGUAAACAAUUUGUGAUCCCAGUUAUAUUAAUGAUAUCCAGUCUUUU
This is a messenger RNA of Hemibagrus wyckioides, 2202 nucleotides long. Its product is annotated as interferon-inducible GTPase 5-like. The transcript has 3 exons. Bases 485 to 1684 code for a protein of 399 amino acids. The record is from RefSeq and is a predicted model, not a curated record. NCBI's taxonomy places the organism in Eukaryota, Metazoa, Chordata, Actinopteri, Siluriformes, Bagridae. Gene Ontology annotation, molecular function: GTP binding. Gene Ontology annotation, cellular component: membrane.